AUGCCCGCAUUGAGAUGCUGGUCACCAGAGUUUACGAGAAAGGAAACGCCCCGGCAAAACAACUUUAGGGAUCGAGGCUUCCAAAUCUCUCAGCUCCGUAUCAUCCCAGUUGUUGGUUAUGCCUGGCGCCAGGCGAGAUGGAGGCUUAGGCGCGCUUACCCCUGGCCAGAUAACAAGGCAGACCUGCAGACAGGCCUAGGCGGCAAUGUAAUUUUCAAUAGCAACUACACCGCCACACCUCAGCCUUUGAGGAUCGCGAACGCAUAUGACCUGGGCUCAGAAAGGCCUUAUGAGCUACUGCUACAUGACAUUAAUUGUAUUCUUUGGGAUGAAGUCUUUUUCGAUAUACGGCUUGCGCCAGAGUUCCGUCGUAGCAACAAGGGAAAGGGGAGAUUUUUAGCCAAAACUGAGGAUCAAGCAUUUAAGGCUGAAAGCUUGGAGCGCAAAUCAACGUCGGCUCGCAACUUAUCGCCCGCAUCAGGCGGGGCCGUAAACCCGGCGUCCCCUCUCGGCAUCCCGAACCAAGCUUUCUCACCCGGACUUCCUAACGUCAAAGCUCCUCCCUCCUCACACAAUGACAAAGUCAAACAGUCCACCGACAACUAA
Molecule: messenger RNA, 606 nt
Organism: Colletotrichum lupini
Lineage: Eukaryota; Fungi; Ascomycota; Sordariomycetes; Glomerellales; Glomerellaceae
Exons: 7
Coding region: 1-606 (201 amino acids)
Source: RefSeq, a predicted model, not a curated record